AUUAAGAACAUCAUCUAAUCUCUCUCUCUCUCUCUCUAAACAAUGAAGAAGAAUCAACACCAAAAACCACCAGCCUCGGCUGCUAAUCUCCUUUCUUAUUUCAUCUUCUUUGCCUGUGGCAUAACCUCUGGGAUUUUACUAAGCUGCUAUCUCAAGGACUUGUCACUGAAUCUACUAAUCACCCACUUCUCUAUCUCUCAUUCACCAUUAAUUCUUCCACCACCACCAGCUACCCAACCACCACCACCUACUCCUCCUCCAUCAGCCACCAAAACUUCCAAAACGAAUAUUAGACCAUCAGAAUAUCAAAAGCCCACACAUGUCACGCACGAUAUGAGCGACGAAGAAUUGCUAUGGAGGGCCUCGAUGACUCCCAAAAUUCGUAAAUUCCCAUUCAAAAGGGUUCCAAAGGUUGCCUUCAUGUUCUUGACAAGAGGGCCAGUUUUGUUAGCGCCUCUUUGGGAGUUGUUCUUCAAUGGCCAUGAAGGAUUCUACUCAAUUUACGUGCACUCCGAUCCAUCUUUCAACCAAUCCGAGCCUGAAAAUUCAGUUUUCCAUGGCCGGAGAAUUCCCAGUAAGAAAGUGCAAUGGGGAAGUGUUAGCAUGGUGGAAGCAGAGCGUCGCUUACUAGCCAAUGCUCUUCUUGACUUUUCCAACCAACGAUUUGUUCUCCUCUCUGAAUCAUUUCUUUUGAAAUGUGAGUACAAUGGGAAUAUCACCAAUGUUUGUUUCUUAUUUGCAAGGAAAGUCACACCUACUGCAUUGGGUAGGUUGAUGAGGUUUGCACCAAAGGUUAUGCAAUUCAACCCAUAAGAUUAGAAAUGUCAUGAUGUUAGGGACUAAAGAAUAUAAAAAGAUUAAAAAAAGUAAUGAGUGGUUUAAAUAUGAACUUUUGUAUAGUAUAGAGCCCACACUCACAGACUACUUUCUUUUAGUAUUUUUUUUAUGUUUGAUUUCUUAGUCGGUUAAAACAACAUAUACAUAUCAUCAUUUAUUUGUAAUGAUCAUAGGGUGAAACAAAAAAUGGUUGCAAAUAAUUUCAUUUUGUUUUCUCAAAUUUGACGGAUAAAGUGUGACCUAGUAGAUGUAAAGAAAAACAAAAAAAAGAAUUUUUUGUUUGUUUGGUUUUGGUUGGUUCUUGACUAUGCAUGUUUCCUACAAUAAAUUAAAAUCAAUAGCCAUUGAAAUAUUUUGCUCAUUCUCCUCUCAGA
This is a messenger RNA of Camellia sinensis, 1211 nucleotides long. RefSeq names its product glycosyltransferase BC10. Gene Ontology annotation, cellular component: membrane. NCBI's taxonomy places the organism in Eukaryota, Viridiplantae, Streptophyta, Magnoliopsida, Ericales, Theaceae. Gene Ontology annotation, molecular function: glycosyltransferase activity. The record is from RefSeq and is a predicted model, not a curated record.